GUCCGCUCCUACAAUGGCUACCUGAGGUUCAGGGUCCACAGCGAGGGCGGCAGCAGGAACUUCCCAGAGCAGAUCCUGCAGACGUAUCCCCUGGUGUCUCUGCAGGGGAACUGGCAGCUGGUCCUGGAGUAUUACCCGCCCUCGAUAUCCGCUGAUGGGCGCUACGAAGUCAAACUCCACGAAGAUUACUGGCGCCUGAAGAGCAAACCGAAGAAAGUGUCUCGAGAGAUGAUGAUGAUCGCGCUGCAGAACAUCCAGCACAUUUUGAUCCGCGCGACACACGCAGCCGACGCCACAACCGCUUCCCUUCACGACGUCACCAUGGACAUCGCUGCCGAAGGGUCGCCGGUGUCCUCGCGCGUGGCCCUGGGCGUCGAGCAGUGCUUCUGCCCCAAGAGCUACUCGGGAACCUCGUGCCAGAACCCCAAUAUUGGCUUCUACCGCUGGUACAAGCAGAACCACAUCCAGUCGACCAUCAUCAUCGACCUCGUGGGCGAGUCGAGGCCGUGUCGCUGUAGCGGGCGCUCGGAGACGUGCGACUCGGAGACGGGCGUGUGCAAGAACUGCCGAGACAACACCAUGGGGCCCAACUGCGAGGUCUGCGCCACAGGGUACUACGGCAACCCCUCGAGAGGCCCCUGCAAACCCUGUGCGUGCCCGUCGAGGGAGCAGAAUUUCGCCGAAACGUGCCAGGCGGAUCGCUUUGCCGAGUACAUCUGCCACUGUCGCGUCGGGUACACGGGAGACAAGUGCGAUAGAUGUGACUUCGGCUACUACGGAAGGCCUGCGGAGCCCGGCGGUUCUUGCCAGCCUUGCAAUUGCGAUCCCUUCGGCAGCGUGCACGAGGGUUGCGAUGCCGACGGUCGUUGCACGUGCAAGCAAGGCAUCACCGGCAGGGAUUGCUCGCAGUGCGCUCCUCGUCACGUGACCUCGGAGGCGGGUUGCAUUUCCUGCGAGGACGGGUGCGUAAAUAUCUUACUUGACGAAGUGGAAGACAUGAUUUCGUCUGUGACUUCCAUUGAUGUUGAUGGCUACAUCCCCGCGCCCUGGCCCUCCAUCCGACAGAUUCAAAACGUGACCAAACUUCUCCGGACGCAACUCACGCGAUACCACAGCAACGUCGACAGCUCCCAGGAAAUGGUCAUCAACUUCGACCUGGACUAUUACGCCAGGGACCAGCUGCGGAGGGCGGAAGCACUGGAGAUCUCGGCGAGAGAGACGUACCCACCCACAGCCAAGAUAAAAUCCGAUGCACAGUUCGUGUUGGACUUGUUGAGGAAUGUCCAUGGCCAGCUCGAAGAGACGAUCGCGUACCUGAAGAACUACGCCAUAGGAGAGACACCCAGCAUCUCGGUGGGCGGGGCACUGAUGGAGGCCGAGAAGAUCCUGAAGGAGAUUCAGAUGAGGAACUUCACGCAGUUCGACGAGGAUGCCGAGGUCGAACUAAGCAAAUCCCGGAGCCUUCUCGAUCGCGUCAUGAAAAUGGUGCAGCAAAUGCCUGUCCUUGGGGCGCUCAGGGACUUGGUCAACGAGAUCAGAGACAAGCUGAACGAACUCAGAGAAAAGAUUAAAACUUCGAACGGAAAGGUCGAUGAGGCGGCGAUCCUCAACCUGGACAACCGAGAGAGGCUGGAGAGAGUGAAGAACUAUUCCCUGCAGAUCAAGAACAGAGAACAGGUGCUCCAGAAGCAGAACUUCAACGCGACGAGGCAGACGAAGGGCGCCAAGGAGAACCUGCAGCUUGCCAUCUCCAAUUAUGACGACUUGAUAAGGAUGCUGGUCGACCUGAGGAACAGCUCGAACUUCCUCGAGGACUUCCACGUCAUGCUCAGGAAGCUCAACAACGAGUACAGGGAGACUUACGUGAAGAGAGCUCAUGACCACGCCAUGGAGCUCAUGAGGGUUGCCAUUAGGCUGCAGAGCUUGUUCAACAAGACGCGCGAUGUCGCCGACGGCCCGCUGAGAGCAGCACAAGCCUACCAGAGGAUCGUGGACGCCCUGCUGAGCGCGCGGGAGGCCGCCAGGAACGCCUCGCACGCCGCCGAGACAGCAUACACCGUGGCUUACCCCGGCGACCCUGAGAACUCCCUGGUCCGUCGAGCCAGCUUAUCCUUCGACAAAUCCGGAGGUCUGCGCACCAAGGGCGAAGGCCUGCGCGCGACGGUGGGGCAGCAGGCGACCAACUUGGAGAACCAGCAGGAGGCGCUGAAGAGGACCAGCAGCGACCUCGUCAAGACGGAUGAGCGGCUGAUUGCGCUCAACGCCAUCUUGGAUUCGCAGAUUACGUCAGGCAUAUCCUCGGACAUCCACCGAUCCCUGGAGAGAAUUGCCACGGCGCAUGACAACGUCCAGAACACCUUCGACCGCGUGACGGCGAUCCAUGGCAACCUGACCAUCAUCCGAGAGCGCGCUUUGGAGCUCAACCGGAUAGACACGUCGCUGCUCAACGAAGUUCGGGACACGAUAACGAGAGGCGAAAGUACGACCAUGAAGGGAGUCCGGUUGUCGUCGAACCUGCAGAAGACAGUCGCCAGGAUCGAGAACCGGUUCACGGAUCUCAGCGACAGGAUCGAAGCCCUUAAACGCAAGAUCAAGCAGACCAGACAAUACGCUUCGUCGAUUCGCGUCUCACUAACGACCAACUCGUCUGGAAUUUGUACGAGGAAAUACAAACCAGCGUUACAGCCUUCAACAACUACGAAUAUUGUACUCAGUUAUGCCAUUCAGGACAGGACUGUGAAGAAUGCCCUUUUGCUGUACUUGGGAUCGCAUAACUCGAGUGACUUCAUGGCCGUGGAGAUGUUCAACCGCAAGAUAGAGUUCAUUUGGGACGCCGGAGGAGGAACAAAGAGAAUCGUGCAUCCCCUGAGGCUCUUGACUAACGACCAGCAAGUCACCGACGACACGAAAUGGUACCACAUCAGCAUCAACAGGAUCGGAAACAUAGGUCAGCUCACCGUCCUGCCCGCGAACUUGCCUCCGGGAACAGAGGCUGACACGACCCCCGUCAGCGGUGCCUCGCCUGCUGGGUUUAGCAAGAUGGACCUCCUGCCGACGGACACCCUGUGGAUUGGCGGAGCUCCCCCGCGGGCACAGAACGUCGUGAAAGCCAAGAAGUUCGCCGGCUGCCUCCACACGGUCUUCAUCGACGGGGAGAACAUUGGCCUGUGGAACUUCACGGAAUCCGUAGGCUGCGGCGCCUGCAAUGAAGGAGAAAAGCUGGUCCUGCGCCAGACGAACGAGAUCGCCGUGGGCUUCAACGGGAAGGGCUACUUCAAGGGCACCAACAGGAUACGGCGACCGAAGCAGUACUACUCGACGGUGCUCGCCUUCAAGACGCUCGACGAGGACGCGCUCCUCUUCCUGGCUGUGAACGAGGUCAAGAACCAAUACUUCAGCAUCUCCCUGGACGACGGCCACGUGGUGUUCACGGUGCAGUUCGACCGCCAGACGCGCCUCAUCAUGAAGUCGGGCAAGAAACACAAUAAUAACGAGAUGAUUCAGAUUCAGGCGAUCGUCCAGAAUAAGGCCAUGGGAGGAGCUCGUAUGGGCAGGCUGGUGGUGGGCGACCAAGAUCAGCUGGGCACCGUCAAGGGAGGACCUGACCUUGACCUCUCCUACGUGCCCUACUACUUCGGAGGCGUCGACCCCGAGUUCGACAGGAAUAGAUGGGGCAGUGAGUUAGUCCUGCGAUCUCUCCUGGGCUGCAUGGGAAGGCUCAGUGUCUUGGACGAGGGCAAGAAUCCUCUGACAGAUGGGCAGUUCUACGGCAUUGAGAACACAUGCACGGAGAAACCUCUGAACGAGGUUGGCUUCCUAGGACAAGGCUUCGUGGAGCUUCCAUCCCAUGUGCUGAAGCGCGAGUCCAACUUCGGCUUCACUUUCCAGACCAUGGAAUCCGAUGCCCUCCUGAUGCUCUCGACCUUCGUAGGGCAGGACAAUGAAACAGAAGGAGAUAUGUCAGCACCCACCACCACCACCACAACCACAACACCCACUCCUCUGGAGCCAGGCGAGGUCCACCCCCCCGACUUCUACUCGGUGUCACUCGUCGAGGGUCACUUAGACAUCCAGCUCAACGGGGGAACUGGGAUCGAGAGAAUCAUGUCUGCUGAGAAGUUCAACGACGGCCAAUUGCACUCCAUCUCCGUCAUCAAGGAAAACAGAAGAGUGACCCUGAAAGUCGACGACCGAGAAGUCAACAGCACGAGGCUGGACCGCGGGGGGCAGGUUCUCUACGGCCCCAACACGGGAGGUCUCUACUUCGGCGGCGUUCCUCAGGGCCUCGACAUUGUGACGAUGGUCGGUUCCUCCAGCCCCUUGAAGGGUUGCAUUCGGGACGUCAUCGUGAACAACAAGGUGCUUCCUUUCAAUCAGCCAAUUCAGUUCCAAAAUGUGUACAUUGGAAGGUGUGCUGACGUACCAGCCACAGCCAUGCAAGGAAUGGAAGGUGAUAUGAAGGUGAUCGACUCGUGCAUGCCCCCCACACAGCACACGGUGGAGUACAGAGCCCUCAAGUUCGGCGACAAGUUGGACUCCCACGUCAUGAUUCCUCUCGACCGAAACACGUUCAAGAAGGACUUCAAUAUAUCCUUCGAAUUUAGGACCUAUUAUCCCAAUGGCUUGUUCUUCUUGGCCUCGCACACAAGGAAGAAGCAGACGCAGACCCUUCUGGCACAGCUGAAGAACGGAAGGGUGACGGUGACCAUGAAGAGGAGGAAGAAGGAGAGCCAGAUCGUGUCGGGCCCGGGACUCAACACGGGGAGGUGGAGGAAGGUGAUCAUCCGCAAGGCCAAGAAGCGCAUGUGGCUCACCGUGGACAAUCAGCUGAUCAAGAAGGUGAAGGCUCCUCGCAAGUUCAACGUGGGGCAAGAGCUGUUCCUGGGCAGCGUGCCGUCCAACGUAGCCAGGCCGGAGGACGUGCAGAUCACAGAGACCCUCCGCGGCUGCCUCCGGAAUCUCAACAUUAACGACGAGGAGUUCGAGAUCCCGAGCAACAGAAGGGCGGACAGGAUCGUGGGCGUCGGGCAGUGCUUCGCCAGCGUCCAGCCAGGCUCCUAUUUCCCAGGGGACGCCUAUGCCAUUUACAGCAACAGCUUUAAUGUGGGCGCCUUGCUCGAGCUGAGGCUGGAGUUCCGGACGUGGGAGCUGAACGGCAUCAUCCUCUCCGUGGCGGACCCGGCGGGCGCGGCGCUGUCGCUCGAGAUGGUCAACGGCGCCGUGGUGCUGAGCGUGAACAUGGGCGUGGGCCACUCCUUCAGCGCCCGCGUCAGCCUCAAGAACAAGUUCAGCCUGUGCGACAACAAGUGGCACACCGUCAAGGCCAACUACGUCAAGGACUCGCUCACCCUGAGGGUCGACAAGCACCGCGAGGCCUACGGCUUCAACGGCUCCAACAACGAGAAGGGGACGGUCACCGACGCGCCCCUGUUCGUGGGCGGGCUGCCGGAGUCGGCUCCUCAGGGCACACUCGCCACCAGGGAGAACUUCAAGGGCUGCAUCCGCAACAUCGUGAUGAACAGCGAAAGGAGAGACUGGACGGACAUGUUCCAGCUGCAGAACGUGUUAUUAAAUGCUUGUCCUGUGCUAUGAUGAAAAUGACCCGCUUAUUUCUUGGGCUUAAAUUCUUUUUGCAUAUUUAUAACUCGGGCCACAGGCGGUUUGGGCAGUUCGGGACUUGGCUGCUGAUUUUACCAGGAAAAGAAAUUCUAUGAUUAAAAAAAAAAAGAUCUUUUAAUAUAAAUAUGUAUGUAUGUAUGUAUGUAUGUAUAUAUGCAUACAUAUACCAUGCAUAUUGUUUUACUGAAUUUGAGAAAUAAUGUGUUUGGAUUUCAUUACAGUCCAAAUAAGUAUAACGUAACCCGAUGUAUUUUUCCUUACAAUAUGUUAAUAUAUUGUGGACCCUCGUAACUAGUACAUAAACAUAUUUCAUAUAAGAAAAUAAGCUUGAUCCUGAUGUAAUAACAUAAUUUUUGUUUAGCAUUUUAUUUUGGAAAUAUCAGUUAAAAUGAACUGAAAAAGAUAAAACAUUUUAAAAUAUUUUUUGUGUGUAUGUCACAAAAUGAGUGAAUGUUAGUUUAACUUUCUGCUUUUAACGAAAAGAGAGAAGUGCUUCAAUUUUGGUGCUUUUAUUCUCGUAUUUUUGCAACGCUUUCAUUAUUAUUGUCAUUAUUAUUGUCAUUAUUAUUAUUAUUAUUAUUAUUAUUAUUAUUAUUAUUAUUAUUAUUAUUAUCAUUAUCAUUAUCAUCAUCUUUAUUAUUAUCUUUAUCAUUAGCAUUAUUAUCAACAUUAUUAUUACUAUUAUUAUUACUAUUAUUAUUAUCAUUAUUAUUAUUAUUAUUAUUAUUAUUAUUAUUAUUAUUAUUGCGAAUGUAAUAUGUAAAAAAAAAUCAUUAAUAAAUCUCAAAAAUGUCCAUGAAAAAAGUGUUCCCAAAUCCGCACACUCUAAUAACGUUUGCAUGGCAUUCUGAAAAUUAAUGUUACCCGGAAUAACAAGGAAUGUCAUGACAGCUUCUUGUAAACUUAAUGUUAAACGCGUCCUGUGGUUAAGCAGAAUUUCUGUUGUUACUUGACUAAACCAGCACAGUGUAUUUGCUUCAGUGUCAGAAAUUCGUAAAAAAAAAAUAGGCUGCUCAAAUUUUGUCUGUGAGAAAAAGAAGGAAAAAAAUAGUUUACCUUUUUUAAGAUGAUGCUUAACUGUGGCUGCUGUAUUUUUUAAUAGUAGUUCAUAUUUUAGCUAAACGUUUGGACUUGUCUCCUGUACUUACCUUUGUGAAUAAGUGUAAUAUACGAACGAGUGUCUAUAUUCAUUAGACAUGAAUGGAAUGUAAUAUACUAGGCAGCGUUGUGUGUUAUUUGUGUAUAUAUUGACUGCUGAGAGAAAUAUUAGAUGUACUUAUGAUUCACAAGGAACCAAGAGGUAAUUCACUUGUUAAGUGAUAUGUGUGGGAGAUUUAAAAAAUGCUUUUUAAUAAAGUGGAACUGAUUUGCCUUCUAA
Molecule: messenger RNA, 6997 nt
Organism: Penaeus chinensis
Lineage: Eukaryota; Metazoa; Arthropoda; Malacostraca; Decapoda; Penaeidae
Gene: wb
Product: laminin subunit alpha-1-like
Biological process (GO): regulation of cell adhesion; regulation of cell migration; regulation of embryonic development
Molecular function (GO): signaling receptor binding
Source: RefSeq, a predicted model, not a curated record